CAGGACAUCCUGCUACCCUUCUACCCUUCUACACCGGCGCAGCACUAUGGCGCUUUUACAACACAAAGCCCUCGCUGACUAUGCGAAGCAGCUGGAAGCGUUUCAGUCCUUCCUAGAAAAGUUCGAGACCUCAAAAACUUCCUCAGACGCUGCCGCCGAAGCCAUUGACGGCCUCCACCUCGAUGGCGAUCACACCAGUGAUGAGUACGACUUCAUGGACGAUGUCGCAGACGGAGAUGACACCAAUGCAAGGCGACGACCGAAGAGAAAAUAUAUGGAUAUGCUACAAGAAGUCGCGGAUCGAGAGCGGCAGAAUAUCUUGAUAGAUCUCGAUGAUCUGCAGCAGUUCGAAGACUCUCUGCCGGCCGAUCUGAAUUUGAGACUAGUCGAGUCGGUUACCAACAACACAAAACACUAUGUUGACCUCUUCUCAGACGCCGUGGACAAGGUGCUGCCGAAAGAAAGCAAAGACAUCUCAUUCAAGGACGAUGUGUUGGACAUCAUAAUGGCACAACGAGCAAAACGAAAUGAGACGGUUGCCGCGGCCAACGAAGCAGAUUCGGACGCCGCUCUCCCUGUAUCAACAUUCCCUCCCGAGUUGACAAGAAGAUAUACCUUGAAUUUCAAGCCAAUCACUUCCACAGGCUCCGACAAGGCGAAAAAGACACUUGCUGUACGACAGGUCCGAGGAGAACAUUUGGGCCACCUCAUCACAGUGCGCGGCAUCACCACAAGAGUUUCGGACGUCAAGCCCAGCAUCCGGAUACAAGCAUAUACGUGCGACCGCUGUGGCUGCGAAAUCUUCCAACCUAUCACCUCCAAGAACUUCACACCUUUACAACUUUGCCCGUCUGAAGAAUGCAAGGCCAACGAUUCCAAGGGUCAAUUAUUCCCUUCCACCAGAGCAUCCAAGUUUUUGCCUUUCCAGGAAGUCAAGAUUCAGGAGAUGGCAGACCAGGUUCCAGUCGGCCAUAUUCCGAGAACAUUGACCAUUCAUUGCAAUGGCAGCCUCGCACGACAAUUGAACCCAGGCGAUGUCGUUGACAUUGACGGCAUAUUCCUGCCAACUCCAUACACCGGUUUCCGCGCCAUUCGUGCCGGUCUGCUGACAGACACAUACUUGGAAGCACAGAACAUCACACAGCACAAGAAGGCUUACCAGGACCUGACAAUGGACCCUCGGGUUAUCCGACGAAUCGAGUCUUUCAAGGCUACCGGGCACAUGUACGAGUACCUAGCUCGAUCGAUCGCGCCCGAAAUCUAUGGCCAUCUGGACGUCAAGAAAGCCCUGCUUCUCCUGCUUAUCGGAGGUGUAACCAAAACAAUGGGCGAUGGCAUGCGUAUCCGUGGAGACAUCAACAUCUGCUUGAUGGGUGAUCCUGGUGUGGCUAAAUCGCAGCUGCUCAAAUACAUCACCAAAGUUGCUCCUCGCGGCAUCUACACAACCGGUCGGGGAUCGAGCGGUGUCGGUUUGACAGCUGCCGUGAUGCGAGAUCCUGUGACAGACGAAAUGGUGCUGGAAGGCGGUGCUCUCGUCCUCGCAGAUAAUGGAAUAUGCUGUAUCGACGAGUUCGACAAAAUGGACGACGGUGACCGAACAGCCAUCCACGAAGUCAUGGAACAACAGACCAUUUCCAUCAGCAAAGCUGGCAUAAGCACGACUCUAAAUGCGCGAACUUCGAUCCUGGCAGCUGCGAACCCGCUUUAUGGCCGGUACAACCCUCGCAUUUCACCUGUGGACAACAUCAACUUGCCUGCCGCCUUGCUCUCGCGUUUCGACGUGCUCUUUUUGAUUCUCGACACACCUUCGCGCGAAGCCGACGAAGAACUCGCCAACCACGUCUGCCAUGUCCACAUGCACAACGCGCAUCCCGAGCGCGAGGGUGAAGGCGUAGUCUUCUCUCCCAACGAAGUGCGCCAGUACAUCGCGCAGGCCCGUACUUUUCGGCCAAACGUCCCGAAAUCCGUGUCAGAAUACAUGGUCGGCGCGUACGUGCGGAUGCGUCAGCAACAGAAGCGCGACGAGGGCUCGAAAAAGCAAUUCACGCACACGUCGCCACGUACGCUGCUCGGUGUGCUCCGUCUCUCACAGGCUCUUGCUCGACUGAGAUUCAGCAACGAAGUGGUCAACGAAGACGUCGACGAAGCGCUGCGGUUGACUGAAGUCUCCAAGGCCAGUUUAUACCACGACCAACGCGCCCAGGGAGAUCAAACGGUCAGCUCACGGGUCUACGACCUCAUUCGUGGGAUGAGAGAGUCUGGAGCCGCGAGUGUGGGCCGCGGUGCGAGAGGAGAGUUGAACAUGCGUCGGGUGACGGAGUUGAUCCUUGCAAAAGGUUUCACCCAGGAUCAACUUACCAGGACUGUGGAGGAGUAUGAGCUUCUGGAUGUCUGGCAACUUGCCAACAACGGCUCGAGACUUGUCUGGAUCGAGGCGGGAGAUAGUGAUGAGGAUGACGAGCACAUGGCUGAUGGUGACGAGUCGGAGUAAGAGGUCAUGCAGGAUCGUUUCAUUUUAUAUGUGAAGAUGGAAAUCCGACUCAACAUGGCCCAAGGACAAGCGACGACUUGACGACUGCCUGUUCGACUCGCAGGGUCUACAGCUGCGAUUAUGGCCAUUGUUGGGAGCAUUUCCCCUCAAGCUCGCACUCCGCUGCGCCCGAUGGUGGAUUUACAGCAAUGAUGAGGGCGUUCUAAUAGGCACAAAGAUCGGGAGAGGGAGGAAUACGUCCAUCUUCUGGAUAUGCCCGGCGGUUUUAAAUCUCGCAAGGCGUUUCGAGGCCCGCCGAGGAAGGGCAAGAACGAUGUUAACGUUAGUGCCGAUGUUUGCAAUACUGCUUUCUCGUCCUUUAAAUGUCUUUGGGGUUACCAUUGCAUGAUAGAGCACCAAUGACAUGUUAUACCUGA
Molecule: messenger RNA, 2907 nt
Organism: Exophiala xenobiotica
Lineage: Eukaryota; Fungi; Ascomycota; Eurotiomycetes; Chaetothyriales; Herpotrichiellaceae
Exons: 4
Coding region: 47-2491 (814 amino acids)
Biological process (GO): double-strand break repair via break-induced replication; DNA replication; DNA replication initiation
Cellular component (GO): nucleus; MCM complex
Molecular function (GO): single-stranded DNA binding; ATP binding; ATP hydrolysis activity
Source: RefSeq, a predicted model, not a curated record